Molecule: messenger RNA, 1625 nt
Organism: Seriola dumerili (greater amberjack)
Lineage: Eukaryota; Metazoa; Chordata; Actinopteri; Carangiformes; Carangidae
Gene: pglyrp6
Product: N-acetylmuramoyl-L-alanine amidase-like
Exons: 5
Coding region: 43-1458 (471 amino acids)
Biological process (GO): peptidoglycan catabolic process; detection of bacterium; defense response to Gram-positive bacterium
Molecular function (GO): peptidoglycan immune receptor activity; peptidoglycan binding; zinc ion binding
Source: RefSeq, a predicted model, not a curated record
ACAGUAACAGACAUUUGGAGCUGAAGGUGUUGGAGGCUCAGGAUGAAGAAAGGCUGCUGGAGACUGACCCUGGCCCUCGUUGUGGUCUUGGCCAGCACACACACAGAAGCUUCAUUUUCCCGCCACAUGGAUGACUUCAUCAGGGCGGUGAAGCAGGUGGAGGAUGGGGACCCUGGGGCAGAGCCAGUAGCCGUGUUGAAGAGGCUGCGCCGGGCAGCUGGCCUAGACGAUGCAUUCAUUCAGCACUUCCUCGGCCGCGUCGACCCCAGUGGUCCCGACAUGGACGCCGGCCUCUCGGAUUACAUCAGCAAGGCUGUGCGGCACAGGGUGACUGAUGAUGGCAGAGAGGAAGGUGUGGUUCUGACCUCUGAUGGCACCACCGUGGCCCUCGUGCCGCUCCUCCUGGGCAUCGAGGCUGGUUUCCUCUCCAAGUCUAAUGGGCGUGUCAGGGGUCUGUACCAGCUCACUCUGGCCAAAGACCUCAGCCGUCCUCUCAGGCGCAGCUCUCCUCUCGCCCAGCGUCUGGGACCUGACGGCUGCUGGGACAGCUUAACCUCUCCUCGAGUCUUCACCCUCUCGGACCCCCCCGCGAUGCUCACCACCGCUCAGGUCAACGGAGGCAUGGAUGGCUCCGUUAUAGGGAUGGAGGUCUCUGCCAAAACCAGACGUCCUCUCAAGCUCAGCAGUCUGCUGGCAGAGUACUACUGCCACCAGCUGGACAACGGAGGACUGGACGCCGCCCCGCGCCUCAUCAGCCGACGUCGCAGGGAGAACUUCAGAGCCCUGGUCGUCCCUCCAUUGCUGGCCAGACAGGUGAUGAAGUCAGUAGAGCUGCAGCGGACUCUGAAGGGGCGAUCAAAGAUGGAGGUGAAGGACAGGAAACAGCUGAUGGCUGCAGUGAAGGAGGGAAUUAAAGAGUUUGUCCAUAAGUACAUGGAUUGCCCCCCAAUCAUACCUCGCUGUAUGUGGGGUGCAGAGCCGUACAGAGGGACACCCACCAACCUGUCUCUGCCUCUGUCCUUCAUGUACAUCCACCACACUCACACACCGAGCCAGCCCUGUCUCACCUUCCAGCAGUGCUCUGCAGACAUGCGCUCCAUGCAGCGCUUCCACCAGGACGACAGAGGCUGGGACGACAUAGGAUACAGCUUUGUCGCAGGCUCCGACGGUCACAUCUACGAGGGCCGGGGCUGGCACUGGCGAGGAGCACACACCCUCGGGCACAACUCCAUAGGCUACGGCGUUUCCUUCAUCGGAGACUACGUCGCCGGUCUGCCCUCCCGGCAUUCCAUGAGGCUGGUGAGGGAUCAGCUGGCGUCUUGCGCUGUCGGCGGUGGGCGGCUGGUAGCUGACUUCACCCUGCACGGCCACAGACAGGUGGUGAACACUUCCUGUCCCGGAGAUGCUCUCUAUAAUGAGAUCAAAGGCUGGGGACACUUUGGGGAGGUCAAGAAGUGAUUAUCUGCGUGACAAGAUGAAGAGCUUUGGAUGACCUAAACUUCAAACCAUAAAUAUGUUUUUAAUGUGACACCUGAUCCUUGAAGCACUUUGCUGAUUAACCUUCUGUACAUGAGUAAAAUUUUAAAUACAGAACCUUUAUUUUUUAAUAAAGUGUUAUUAUUAUA